Coccomyxa subellipsoidea C-169 is the source of this 1073-nucleotide messenger RNA. RefSeq lists its product as hypothetical. The transcript is spliced from 4 exons. The record is from RefSeq and is a predicted model, not a curated record. The coding region runs from base 147 to 1073 and encodes 308 amino acids. Lineage: Eukaryota; Viridiplantae; Chlorophyta; Trebouxiophyceae; Coccomyxaceae.
CCAAAUCUUGGCGAUCAAGUGCCUCCUGUCGCAGACUACCACUCUUAAGCUCUUUGAAGGAACAGGGUCAUCGUGCUUCACCGCAUCCACAGCAAGCCAACGACAGCCGCAGCACUGAGGAAAAGGAGGAAAUACCCCUGAGCAAUAUGGCGAAGCGUUCAUCAGCACCAAAGAGGUUCAAGAUCAACAAGCCUCCUCGUAACGAGCGCCAGAAGGCAGGGAGUACAUCAGACGUGCAACCCGCUGAAGACAUCAUCAAGCAGCCUCUGCAGGACUUGGCGGUCACCGCCAAGUUGGAAUUACGCGUUCCCAUCAAGAAGCAGCCGACAGGCACGGCGCCAUGCGCGUCAAAAUCAGCGAGUCCUGACAUCACAGACAGCCAGAUGGUGGUUGUCAGCGACUCUGAGACAGGAGCAGAGCCCACAGAGGGAUUCAGCCCUGGAACACCAACCCGGGAGGAUGCAGCAGCAAUGGCACUAUCAGGCUGCACGACGCCGAGGUCAGAAAGCAGCGACACUGGCGAUGAGGGCCAGGCAGCCUGCAGAGCAGAUCAAAUGUGCCAGAACAUCAGCACUACCAGCAUUUCAGCAGCCGACCUGCCCUUGUUCUCACCCCGGCAGCUCCAAGCUGUUUCCAGCGAAGACGGCGAGGCCACAGAUGGGCACCAGGAUGACCAAAGCCCGCCAUGCCCAGAAGAGGCAGUUAUUAUCAGCAGCUGGACCCCCGUGCCCCCCGCGUCACCAACAAGCAACACUGAAAAGGUGUGCGCGACGGCAGGAUCUCUGCAGAUCGUGAAAGAGAAGACUGAGUGCCUGCCAGGCCCGCAAGAACCUGGGAGAUUCGACGAAUCUGCUCCUUCUCCACCCACACCACCAGCAACCAGCAGUGAGGUUUUGGACGAGACAAGAGCGGCUGUGGAGAGCGCAGUGGAGCAUCCCAGAGGCCUGGUGGGCAUGGCUGUGUGGGCGUGCAGCGCCAUGCAUUUGCUGGCGAUGCCUGCUGUGGACUUGGCUGUGGCGGCUGCCAUAGAGAUCUUGGCUGCAUCGUCAGCCCUGGCAGUUGUGCUCUGCUGA